CAUUUUAUUAUUUGUUAGCUCGCUACAGCAAGACAUUUAUGUUGGUUCUAAAAUACAGCGUUCAAAGCUGGUUUUGGUUUCUUCUUAAAGCGAGUCCAACACGACGCGAGGAACUGACGCUAAUGAAUAACGUUCUCAUACUUAGCUUUCUGUUCUCUAGCUCCUAGCAUAUUGACAGAUAAUAACAUUUAACCGUUAGCCAGUUUGUUAACGUCUGUUUGGGACUGAGGUUCUCAAGCGACACUGCUAGCCCACUUGGAGCUUGCUUCUCACCGAGAAGUAAAGUAAAGGACCUUGUAGUUGAGCAGCGCUCCCUAUCCAACGCAUCUUUUCACCAGGAGACUCCAAUGAAGCCUUCUCAGGUCCCUAACUGGCUUUCUAAUCCACCACCGAGGAGAAUGUUGCCAAUUCAGACACCUGAGCUGUCCUACAGGGACAGAAUAGGUCCACACUGGCAAAAUCCUCAUCCCCCAGGACUAAUCCAUUCAUCAGGAUUUAAUUCACUUAAUAUUGGUUCCCCUGUGAAUGGACCUCAUUUUAUGCCGAAGGAAAGGCUGGGUCCCCCAAAACACUUUGCUCAACCUCCAGGGCUUAUUCCAAACAACCCAGCUACCAUUGGGAUGUCAUCAAAUGCCCCUCAGCCAAUACCAGGAGACCAUCAGCCAGGAUCUUUUGAGACAUUUUUGCUUCCAGAGGUUAUCAACCAGUCACCAUCUUCCCACAUAGGCCGAGAUCAAGUGACUGACUUCAAGGCUUCUUCAUCCAGCUCAGAAAGUAAAGCUGUAACAACACAAAGACAAGAAUCAGAUAAGGCUCAGUCCAGUGAUGUGGGAUAUUCUAUACCUACGGUCCAGCUGCACAGACCAUUUGUGAGUGUUACAACCCCAUCAUUCAACUACAGAGCACCCUAUGAAGUUCACCCACAGUCCCCUUCACACUCAAAAGGCUGGUAUUCUAAUAUCAGUCAUUGGCCCUUGCAGGGCUACCAUCUCCAUCCAAAACCCCACUCAUCCGACAGUAGUCGUUUACCCAUCAUGCAUAUCUCUGUAGCCUCUUCCCAGGAGCAAACACUUUCAAGUGAAAAGUUAAUUUCAGCAGUGGACUUGAACUACUCAUCAAACAAGAGGUGCAGCGAGUAUGAAUAUUGUUCAGAGAAUGCCAAGAAACCAUGUCCUCAAGGGGCAAACUCAAACAAAACGGAGACAACAAAACCCACCGUUCCCACUGCACUUGCACCUCAGGCAUCAGUGACGCAUUCUUCAGUGUCAGAAAACCAACACAAGACCACAGAUGUCCAUCUACAUGCAGAACAGGCAUGUGGACAGUCAGCAUGCUCAGAGCUGUCAUCUACUGUCGGACCUUCUCAGUCAUGCUGUAAGUCAUCAUCGCAUAAAGAAUGUACAGAGAAAACAACAUCAACAGGUGCAAAGGAAUCAUUUAUAAAUUCUUCUCAGAGUCAUAUACCACAGUUAAAGGAAAUGAGAUCACAUUUAAAGCCAAAUGAAGGAAGUGUGAAAAAGACAAGUGAGGAAAAAAAUAAAAGGGAUAAAUCAAGCACUUUGUUAAACUCUGAUGUUCCUCAGAAGGACUCUACUAGCUCUUCACCUGCUGAGUUAGGCAGUCACCACUCUGGUUUUUCUUCCAGUAGUAGCUCUGUCAAGACCCCGAAAAGAAGUAAUCCCGGGGGGGAAAACAGAAAACUCAGCAGUAGCACUCACAAAUCAACCUCAAAACCAAAUUCAAGUUCUCUGAGUGGUCGGACAGGAGAGCGGAAUAAAGCUUCUCGUUCACGAAGACCUGUAGCUUCUUAUGACGCCAAUGAUCUUUUCACUCCUGAUCCUGUGACGUACAUUGUUAGCUCCUCAAAUAAGACUGUAAAACCCAGGAUAGAUGGGGAAACAAGCAAAACAACAGAGAAACGUUCAUUCAGCACUGCGACAAGCUCCAGCAACUCAAUUACUGAGUCCUCUUGUGAGAAACCUCAAAACUGCAAAGUAACCGGUCCUCUUCUUGAAGCAUCGUCCACUUUACCUAACCCACUAGGCAGUUUUCCAACUGUAACGUUAACACGGGUAAAACUGGAAAACUUAAUAACACCUUCUCCUCGAGAUAAGGACACCAAAAACAGCCCCAUCCCUUCUUCACACAGGCAGCUUAAGGGUGACCAAAAUCCAUCUCUUCUCUGCAAAAAAGUGAGUACAGGUGCUGUAGAGACUGACAGUGCUGCUGCUGAACAGACUUCUAGUUAUUGUCAGUCUCUAUCACUGGAGGGGCAGGAAAGUAAAGGUGAUAACAAGCAGAUAAAUGAAGAGGAUCCCAUAGAUGUGGAGCUGGACCUCGGGCUGAGUUUUGCAGUAGAUGUGGAUCUAACCCAAAGCUCCCAUAGCAGUGAGGAUGAGCAGCUACUUUCCUUGGAGGAGAUGAUGGAGCGUGCUACUAAACCUUCAGAUACACCUGAGAAGGGAACAUUCUCAGAUCCUAGUCCACCUAGACGUCUGAGCUCUCAGUCAAAAAAUCAACCAUUUCCAUCCACAACAAAGUCAGGCAAUUACAAGAACAAUCUUGACCAAAUACUGAAGGAAAUAAAUAGCAAUAAGAAAUCAAAAGAGAUUGAGAGACAACUCCUAACUGCAUGUGAAGAAGACCUGUUGAAGAUAGCUGAAUAUGAAGAAGCAGAGGAGAACCGAGAGGAGGGCAUUUCUUCUGAACAACAGGAAUUCUUGCAGCGGUACUCAUUGAUGUCUGCUGCAAUCAAAGAAGUCCCUCCAGGAGAAGAAGUGUUCAACCUGGAGAAGUUUGGUCAGAUCUUUGACCAGGAUACGUUACAGCUCAGGCAGUGCCUGGUCAAUCCACAGGGAACAGCACAAAAAACGCUUCUGUGGUCCAGCCCAGCUCAGCUGCGAUUGCAUGUGAAUAUCGGAUUGUUUCAGGAAGCUUAUGACUCUAGCUCACCCUGUCCAGCUCAGGUUACCCGUUUCCUUUUCAAGAUGAUGUCAGUCCAUAGUGAGAGGAUGAUAUCUGAGAAGCUGCUACAGGCCCUCUGUGAUAUUGCCUUGACUGCUGCUUAUCAAAUAGUGAAAUAUGGAAACCAGCAGUUUAAAGUGUGGGUUCCCAGUUUAACCGACGUGACGCUGGUCCUGAUGAAUAUGGGAGUGCCAUUUGUUAAACUCUUCCCUUUUGAGAAUCUACAACCUCCAUUCACAGAAGGAGAUCUGCUGGAGGACGUCUGCAUCAAAAGUGAUAGUCCCACCCACAACAAGGAAGAGACCACGUUCCCUGAACACAACUGCAGUAAUGUUUUAAAGUACCUGUCUUACUGUAUGGGUCUGUGCCCACGUGCAUACAGCGACAAUGAGCUGCUGUUGCUUCUUACUGUAAUGAGUCACAUCGGCCUGGAAACGCGGCUCAUCCUCGAGUCGAGUGUGGCACUGGAGCCUCUGCUGUGUAAAAUUGUCAACAACAUCAGAGAUUGGGACGCUCUGCUUCCAAAAAUCUGCCUGGCUCUCACUGAUUUGACAGAUGAUCACCACAACAUGUGCCUAUUAGUUCAUCUCCUGCCUGACAACAUUCGUGGAAAAGAGUUGCGCCGACAUCUAAGCCUGUGCAUGAUUUCUAAGUUGUUGGAUGGAAAUUGCAAAUACAAACCUGUGGAAAGAGAAUUUCAGCUCUCUGAACUGAGGCCAUACCUUCCCCGGAUGCAACCUUCCUCCCUUUUCCGACACAUGACGAGCACCUCUGGCAUGAACCAGAAAGAUAAAGAAGAAGACCUGGGCACACUAGACCAGCAGUCCUACUACCUGUGCUAUAGCCUUCUGACAUUAGCAAAUGAAGCAUCCAACUUUCAGUUUUUUCCCGCUCACCAAAAGAAGCAGCUGCUGUUUUUGUCAACUGAGCUGGAAACGCAUGUUAAAUGUGACAUCAGGGAGAGUGAAAAAUGUCUUUACCGCAGCAAGGUGAAGGAUCUGGUGGCGAGGAUCUACACCAAGUGGCAGAUGCUCCUUCAGAGGACAAGGCCUCUCGAUGAUAAACUGUAUGAUUAUUGGCAGCCUGGGGAUACUUUGGGGUACAGCCAGGAGGAGCAGGAGGAUGAAGAUGACACUGCAGAAGAGGAGACUGUGGUGGAAGAGGAAGUAGAGGGGGGUGAAGAGGAAGAUGGAGAAACAACUAUAACUGAACAGAAUGAAGCUGUCAUGGUUGCUGAGGAAAAAAAAGAUGCCAGGGUGGAGCCAGAAGAAGACACAAAACUUGGUGAGGCAGAAAAAGACACAAAUGUUAUUGCAGCAGAAGAAGGCACGAAAUUUGGUGAACAAGAAGACAUGAACACUGCAGAGACAGAGGAAGACAUGAAUAUUGAUGAGGUGCUAAUGGAGGAAGGUGGUGUCCCAAAUGACAUGAGCAAAACAGAAGAGGAAAAAGAAACGGUACCUGUCAAUUUAAACCAAGUAGUGCCUGAGACGGAUCCUCAAGCACUCGUGGAGUCUGAGGGAGUGGAUGAGCAAGUGGCUGCUCCUAACAUAGAGCGUGUUGAUGAGGACGCUGAGACUGAAGCAAGAGAAGGAUCUCACCCGGCACCAACACCUGGUUUAUUCUGAUAGAGAUGAUCAGUUUUCAGGGCUUUAACAGCCAUUGCCUUAAUGUUAUGCUGAAUUUGCACUAUUUACAAGACCUCUUUUCCUAAUGCCAAAAGGUUUGAGACUUUCACAGUGACUUUAAGGCAAACUGUGUAUUUACCUCAGCCAGUGAGGUUAUGUUUUUGACGCUUUGUUUGUCUGUUGGCACAUUUAGGCACAAGCUUCACGGCUGAUAUAUUUUUAUGAAAGUUUGUGGAAAGCUGGAGCAUUGGCAUAUUAAAAAAUUCAUCGUUUUGUUGUUUUUUGACUGCUGCAUGUUUGCAUAUUGUUGUUUUAUUGUUAAGUAGCCAAAUAUGGAAAAUAAACUUUAAGUUAAAUUUAUUUCUUGUCUCCAUAAGCAGCACCAGACAAAACGUCCACCCAUCAGUGUUUACAGUAUUAUUAUGUUAGUAAUAAUCUUUACUAAAGUAAUAUUUUAAUAUUUUAUUUUUUGGUCUAAAGUAAUGUUUAUUGUAAUAAGUGUCACCCAUGUGUGCAGUACUGUUCAAAAGUCUUGAGCUACGUCUCAUUUUUGUUUUGCUUCCAAGGAACCACUUUCUUGGAAUUUUUUCAUAGCGGUCUUAAGCAAUAGUUCUCCAGGUUUUCUGAAGGUGUUUCAGGGUUUUUGUUUCAACAUUGGCUGCUUUUGCACCCAUCUUCAGUCCAGUCCUUGUACCUGAGUAUUUUUAGAGGUAUGAUUUUUCUUAAGCUGCUUAACACUGACUUACAAUAUUUGUGCCAAAUAUAAAUAGAAACUUAACUGGAUGAACCAUUGAUGUGUGUAAUCAUAAUAGACUUGUAUAAGAACCAGCAGCAUAUUGCAAAAACACAUGCUUUGUUCACAUUUCUUUAGUUGGAACCAUGAAAAAUGCCAACGCCAACACAUUUCCACAGGCAUAAAAGAGUGCUAGUUGGCACCAUCAAAGUGAUGCCAAAUGCUAUGCACUGUGUCCUUUGAAAAUUUGGGCAAAUGUUGACAAAAAAAAGUGUUAGGCAGAAACUGUAUGCCAGGUAAACAAAAUCUGAAAGUCGUGUUCUUAAGAAAUAGGAAAAAAUUCAACAAGAGAUGCAUCUGGCCCCUCAGUUGAUCCAUUUACUCAUCAGAGAUGGUCUUGUCAAAAUUGGUCUAAUUAAUAACACAGAAAGGUACAGUCAGAAACUCCAUACAAUACCAUCUACAAAGCAUCAGAUUGGUAGUUGCAUCAUUUUUCAGCAUGACAAUAAUCCCAAACAGUGCAGUAAAAGCACACCUGGAUGGAAAAACCCACAAAAGAACGGUCAUAGAUUGGUCUCCCCAGAGCCCGGACCUUAACACUGAAGCAGUGUUGGAUCAUUCUGACAGACAAUGGAACAAAAGCCAGUCAACAUCCAAAGAAGAGCUUUGAAUGUCCUUCAAGAAGCCUGGAUAGUUAUUCCUGAAGACUACUCAAAGAAAUUACUGCAAAGCUUGCCUAAGAGAGUUCAGGCUGUGCUGAAGUAUAAACGUGGUUGUACUAAAUAUUGACUUUCAUCUUUGGCUUUUGUAUAAACUGUUUUUACUUUAUGUAACGCAGUUCCAUAUGUGUUUGCCUAUGUUUAAAUAAAUUACAUGUAUAUUCCAUUUUCACAGUGAAAUAAAAUUAAAAGACUUGUACAGCA
Messenger RNA from Oreochromis niloticus (Nile tilapia), 6248 nucleotides. RefSeq names its product SMC5-SMC6 complex localization factor 2 (gene slf2). The transcript has 21 exons. NCBI's taxonomy places the organism in Eukaryota, Metazoa, Chordata, Actinopteri, Cichliformes, Cichlidae. The record is from RefSeq and is a predicted model, not a curated record. Bases 348 to 4592 code for a protein of 1414 amino acids.